AUGCAGGACCGCUGCUAUAGCAUCAUUGGCGGCAGUCCCUCCUUGGAGAACGAGGUCGCGUUGCGCUCCGCGCACGUGACAGCCUGUACGGUGCACGCGUCCCGAGGCGGCUACGGCUUGAAGUACGAACUGGAAAUGGUCACCGUUGACGGUGACAUCAUCCGCGCCUGGCUCGGCUACGACACACUGCGCGCCCUUGCUGCGUCGCUGCGCAGUGCGACGUCGCCCGACCUGCCACGUCCCGGACCGUUAGUCUCGUCGGGCUAG
This is a messenger RNA of Saprolegnia parasitica CBS 223.65, 267 nucleotides long. RefSeq lists its product as hypothetical. The record is from RefSeq and is a predicted model, not a curated record. Bases 1 to 267 code for a protein of 88 amino acids. The transcript has 2 exons. NCBI's taxonomy places the organism in Eukaryota, Oomycota, Saprolegniomycetes, Saprolegniales, Saprolegniaceae.